CUCUGUUGUGGGGUCCUUGCUGCAGUACUUCCCUGGCCACGUAGUGAGAAGCUCCUGUGUUGACAAAUAAUGACAUUUGGCUGCGGCUUUCCAAACUUUGUUCUUCGUUCACGUUAAACUGAUAUACCUCGGCGAUAGCCUGGUGACUUGACAAAUUUAGGAGUUUGGACGUUGUUUUAAACGGAUCCAAAAUGUCAUGGUUUGCUGAUUUGGCUGGCAAAGCUGAGGACUUCCUGAAUAAAGUGGACCAAGGAGCUGCCACAGCCCUGAACAAAAACCAGACACAAACGACCUCCUUUACGUCAUCUUAUGAAGGAGACUUCACUGUCAAAACUGCAUACAACACUGCAGAAUACAAGACAGAUGUAGGUGCUUGCAUAUCCUCCCAUGAUGGCCCGAGUUACAUCUCCGCAGCAGCCAGCAACAUCAGGAAAUCCAACGCUACGCUGUUGGCUGGUACAGCCAACGUGUCGACUAACCCCGCCAACUCAGCCAACGUUCCUGCCAAGGCAUCUUCUGGGUUUGUGAGACCAACAAAGAAUGAGCAAGAUGUGAAUGAUGACAUGCUGUUUGACUUUUUGAACAGCUCAGACACCCCAGCCAGUGUCCGGAAAGAUUCAAGAAGAGAACUUGUAAAUGUGGCAGUUCCUGUCACCGAGGCCCAAAGCCCGCCACUUUUCCUUUCUACCACUUCUUGUACAAUCCCUUCAACCCCAUCCACACCCCCCUCAACCCGUGGUGUGUCCCAGGCCUCCAGUCUCAGCUCACUGUCUGCUCACAGCACCAAAAUGUCAGAAGAAAGCUCUGCUCAAGAGCAAUGCCAAGCCACCACAGAUGAACAAGAGAACACAGACUUGGGAUCAACUGUUGCUCAGGAGAUCAGCAGGCAGGACCCUCCUUCCACAGAGGAGCCACAGAGCCAGAUCCUGUCCAGCCUGCGCCUGGAAAACCAACUUCUGCGCAGUGAAGUGUCUUCCCUCAAUCAGGAGAUGACUUCGGUCAUACAGAGAGCAAAAGACCUGCAGGAAGAACUGAACCAAGCUCGUCUACGUACAGACAAAUGGAACUCAGAUCAGUCUAAAACAGACCGGGCGUUACGGGAACUUCAGUCACGGGUUGAUGACCUGACAGAAGCCCUCUCUGCUAAAGAUAGUCAACUUGCAGUGCUGAAAAUCAGACUUGAUGAAGCUGAUCAGCUUCUCAAGUCCCGAAAUGCUACCCUAGAGGAAGUGCAGAAAGAAAAGUCAAGAAUUAUGCAAGACCAUACAGAAGGCAGCAGCAUGCAUUCCCAAGCUCUGGAGACGAUGCAAGAGAGACUGAGGGAGGCUGAACUGGCUCUGCGGAGGGAACAGGACAGCUAUCGGCAGAUACAGAAUGAGUAUACUGGCCGCCUGUCCAAAUUGGAGGCUGAGAGACAGACCCUUGCAGAAACUGUGACUGCAGCAGAGCGACGCAUUGGAGAAGAAAAGCUCAGAGGUGACGACUUCCAGCAGCAACUGAAAAGUGCCAAAGUUGCAGCAGAGACUAUGAAGCAGGAGCUACAAGACUACAAGCACAAAGCUUCACGCAUCCUGCAGUCUAAAGAAAAGCUGAUCAGCAGUUUGAAGGAGGGAUCUGGUCUGGACACUUUAGGUGGCAACGGGACCAUGGUACUGGAGCUGGAGGAACUGCGUCAUGAGAAGGAGCUGCACAAGGAGGAAAUCCAAAAACUACAGGGCCAAGUACAGUCCCUUCGAUCAGAGAUACAGGAUUUGGAGAAUCAGGCACUGACAGAGGCAGAAACAUGGCGAGAACAACAAGUGCAGUUACAGGAGCAACAACUUUUACAAAACAAAGCUAAGCAGGACAUGGAGGCUGAGGUGGACCGCUAUAAACAUGAAAUGCAGUAUUUAGAGGAAGAGCACCACCGCGCCAAAAUCACGCUGCAGAGCCGAAUCAAGGACAGAGAAGAUGAAAUCCAAAAACUCAGGAACCAAUUGACCAACAAAACUCUGAGCAGCAGCCAAACUGAACUAGAAAAUCGGCUGCACCAGUUGACUGAAACACUAAUUCAGAAACAGACGAUGCUGGAGGCUCUGGGAACAGAAAAAAGUUCUCUGGUCUUUCAGCUGGAGCGUCUGGAACAGCAGCUGAAGGAUGUUCAGGGGGGACACAGUGAAGGUCCAACCAUCAACAUGAGCACUCUAGAGGGAACAGGGGCACGUCAGAGAAACAUGCCGCUCCUUUUUAGUGACCAAGAUCGUUCAGGAGUGUACGGAAAAGUACGUAAGGCAGCCAGCACCAUUGACCGUUUCAGCAUAAGGCUUGGAAUCUUUUUGAGGCGAUAUCCUGUAGCCAGACUUUUUGUCAUUGUGUAUAUGGCAGUACUGCACUUGUGGGUCAUGAUUGUUCUUCUAACCUACACACCAGAAAUGCAUCCCAGCCAGCCUGAUGGAAGGCCAAAAGUUUGAUUUCAUGUUUGAAUCAUGAUUGCCCCUGAGGUGUUUCACAUUAGGACGGUAAAAGCUGCUGAAAUAUUGGGUUCUGGGAACUGAUUCUCUGUUUUGCACAGAUAUGCUAUUAAUAGUUAUUUGCUGUAACUUUCUUUCAAAGUAAACUGUAUUAUCUGACAGAAGCAUCAAGUUUUAAAAUAAUUAGCCUUUGAUAGACUGUACUGGUGGUCUCCUGAAAGGCCAUUAACUCAAAUAUGAUUUCACAUUGUUCUUCUUAUCACCUGCUAUCAGGCCUCUGCUCUGUGAGACUGUAUUUAUCAGUAUGUAAAGAAAAUCUUUUAAUAAACAAAUUUAAGCCAUC
Thalassophryne amazonica is the source of this 2793-nucleotide messenger RNA. RefSeq names its product golgin A5 (gene golga5). NCBI's taxonomy places the organism in Eukaryota, Metazoa, Chordata, Actinopteri, Batrachoidiformes, Batrachoididae. The record is from RefSeq and is a predicted model, not a curated record. The transcript has 13 exons. Bases 192 to 2450 code for a protein of 752 amino acids. Gene Ontology annotation, biological process: Golgi organization; retrograde transport, vesicle recycling within Golgi. Gene Ontology annotation, cellular component: Golgi membrane; Golgi cisterna.